CUGUUUCUAGUGUCCGCCACAUCAACAGACCGAAAUUCUGAGGCGCAAGAAAUCGCAUUCGAAAUCGAGGAACAAAAACACCCAGGAUUAGUGGAAACACAAACUCGAUGUGUUCCGCUUGUGCAAAAGCGAGUCACUGCCAGUGAACCGAGACAAAUCACGGAUGCGACAGAUGAUGACUUCGAAGAAAAUUUACUUUUAUCCAUCAGUGAUGAGGCCUUCUUAGAAGUUGAACUGGAUAAUGACCAAAUGAGUAAAAGCAAACAAACUGACGUGGUAAAUUUCAAAAGCGAGACUGAUGAGAAACUCAAUGUGGACUCCGCUAACGGGUCCGACGAACCGGAUUCUGAACUAAUUCAAGUGGAAUACGGGGAUCAAAGUGAGCGGUACAAUUUUUCCCGGAAUACAACCGAAAACUACAUCAAGGACAUGGAACCCGAGCUGUUCCGGAAAAUACUCACUUGCGCCGCUGCUGCCGGUCGAUCGGAAAAAGAAGGUGCAUUCAAUUCGAAAGUAGUUACCGGUGGCCUGGUUCAAGCAGCUAACAACCAUUUGCCGUCAGAACCAACAGAAAACGCGGAAUAA
Echinostoma caproni is the source of this 585-nucleotide messenger RNA. The record is from the annotation of a GenBank genome assembly. NCBI's taxonomy places the organism in Eukaryota, Metazoa, Platyhelminthes, Trematoda, Plagiorchiida, Echinostomatidae.